UGGAGAAGGGCUUCAGGUGCAGGGAACAACUUGAACAAUGACAAGGAUAGAGGAGUUUGUAAAUCAAAUAAACAUCUAAGUCAGCUUGCCUCCCUCCCUCCAUCCCUCCCUCCUUCUCUCCUUCCUUCCAUCCAUCCAUCCAUCCAUCCAUCCAUCCAUCCAUCCAUCCAUCCAGUGUGUUAGGUCUGUAAAAGGGAAAACGGGAGAAAAGAUUAUGUAUAAAGGUGGCUUGGGACAAACAAAGGCUGAAAACUCUAGGCUCCCCAGGUGAUAGUAUGUGACCAUUUGCCUCCAGGUGGAUCGUUCCCUCCUAGAGCCCACAACAGUGAAAUUGCCCACAGGGAACCUGAAUUCUAUAUACUGAAGAACCAGAGAGGCAGCCUGGGGAAAUGAAAAGAGUUUGAAUUCCUUGUUUGCUUCAUGAUAGCUGAAUGAUUAUGCAACACGGGACUUGAAGGAUACGUGCAAGUGAUCAGCCUUUGUACCUUCUCCACAUUUGAAGAUGGUGAAGCUAGAUAUUCAUACUCUGGCCCAUCACCUCAAGCAGGAACGCUUAUAUGUAAACUCUGAGAAACAGCUCAUUCAGAGGCUCAAUGCAGAUGUACUUAAGACAGCUGAAAAGUUGUAUCGUACAGCAUGGAUCGCUAAGCAACAGAGAAUUAAUUUGGAUCGGCUUAUUAUAACCAGUGCUGAAGCUUCCCCUGCUGAAUGUUGCCAACAUGCCAAGAUUUUGGAAGAUACACAGUUUGUUGAUGGGUAUAAGCAGUUGGGAUUUCAGGAGACUGCUUAUGGAGAAUUCUUAAGUCGAUUAAGGGAAAAUCCUCGUCUUAUUGCCUCCUCUUUGGUUGCUGGAGAGAAACUUAAUCAGGAGAACACACAAAGUGUUAUUUACACAGUUUUUACCUCUCUCUAUGGCAACUGCAUUAUGCAAGAAGAUGAAAGCUACCUCCUUCAGGUGUUGAGAUACUUGAUUGAAUUUGAACUUAAAGAAAGUGACAACCCCAGGCGACUUUUGAGGAGAGGAACUUGUGCCUUCAGCAUCUUAUUUAAACUUUUUUCUGAAGGACUGUUUUCUGCCAAACUUUUCCUCACAGCCACUUUACAUGAGCCAAUCAUGCAGCUGCUUGUUGAAGAUGAGGAUCACCUGGAAACAGACCCAAACAAGCUAAUUGAGAGGUUCUCCCCAUCUCAACAGGAAAAACUCUUUGGAGAGAAAGGCUCAGAUAGAUUCAGGCAAAAGGUUCAAGAGAUGGUGGAUUCCAACGAGGCCAAACUAGUGGCUUUGGUGAACAAAUUUAUUGGUUAUCUCAAACAGAACACAUACUGCUUUCCACAUAGUUUGAGAUGGAUUGUGUCACAGAUGUACAAAACUCUCUCCUGUGUAGAUAGACUGGAAGUUGGGGAGGUCAGAGCAAUGUGUACUGACCUCCUGUUGGCGUGCUUCAUUUGUCCUGCGGUUGUCAAUCCAGAACAGUAUGGAAUAAUUUCUGAUGCUCCUAUUAAUGAGGUGGCAAGAUUUAAUCUGAUGCAGGUUGGCCGCCUUUUGCAGCAAUUAGCAAUGACUGGCUCCGAAGAGGGAGAUCCCCGGACAAGGAGCAGCCUUGGAAAAUUUGACAAAAGCUGUGUUGCUGCUUUCCUUGAUGUGGUGAUUGGAGGCCGUGCAGUGGAGACCCCGCCAAUGUCCUCUGUUAAUCUUCUGGAAGGGUUGAGCAGAACUGUAGUUUAUAUAACCUACAGUCAGCUUAUUACUCUGGUGAAUUUUAUGAAGAGUGUGAUGUCUGGAGAUCAACUGAGAGAAGAUAGAAUGGCUCUUGACAAUUUAUUGGCAAACCUACCCCAGGCAAAGCCAGGAAAAAGCAGCAGCUUGGAAAUGACUCCCUACAGUACUCCUCAGCUGUCUCCAGCAACCACUCCAGCAAAUAAAAAGAAUCGAUUGCCUAUAGCAACUCGGAGCAGAAGCCGCACCAAUGUUCUAAUGGACUUGCAUAUGGACCAUGAAGGAUCAGCUCAAGAAACCAUCCAGGAAGUGCAACCAGAAGAGGUGUUGGUCAUUUCCUUAGGAACAGGUCCCCAGAUUACUCCAGGGAUGAUGUCAGAAAAUGAGGUCCUAAACAUGCAGCUUUCGGAUGGAGGACAAGGAGAUGUCCCUGUCGAUGAAAACAAACUCCACGGUAAACCUGAUAAAACCUUGCGCUUUUCCCUCUGCAGUGAUAAUCUGGAAGGAAUAUCUGAAGGUCCUUCAAAUCGUUCUAAUUCAGUAUCCUCACUAGACCUGGAAGGGGAAUCUGUAUCAGAACUUGGAGCAGGACCUUCUGGGAGUAACGGAGUUGAAGCUCUACAGCUGUUAGAGCAUGAGCAAGCUACAACCCAGGAUAAUCUCGAUGAUAAGCUAAGGAAGUUUGAAAUUCGUGACAUGAUGGGACUGACAGAUGAUAGGGAUAUAUCAGAAACAGUGAGUGAGACGUGGAGUACAGAUGUCUUGGGAAGUGAUUUUGACCCUAACAUUGAUGAAGAUCGCUUGCAAGAAAUCGCAGGUGCAGCAGCAGAGAACAUGUUAGGCAGUUUACUGUGCCUGCCAGGUUCAGGGUCAGUGCUUCUUGACCCCUGCACUGGUUCUACCAUAUCAGAAACAACAAGCGAAGCUUGGAGUGUAGAGGUAUUGCCAAGUGACUCAGAGGCCCCAGAUCUAAAGCAGGAGGAACGACUACAAGAACUGGAGAGCUGUUCAGGACUGGGUAGCACAUCUGAUGAUACGGAUGUCAGGGAGGUCAGUUCCCGCCCCAGCACACCAGGCCUCAGUGUUGUGUCGGGCAUAAGUGCAACCUCUGAGGAUAUUCCCAAUAAGAUUGAAGACCUGAGAUCUGAGUGCAGCUCUGAUUUUGGGGGUAAAGAUUCUGUCACUAGUCCAGACAUGGAUGAAGUAACUCAUGGUGCCCACCAGCUGACCUCUCCUCCUUCUCAGUCAGAGUCUCUCCUUGCCAUGUUUGAUCCGCUGUCUUCACAUGAAGGGGCUUCUGCUGUAGUAAGGCCAAAGGUUCACUAUGCCAGGCCAUCGCAUCCACCACCAGAUCCCCCAAUCCUGGAAGGAGCUGCAGGAGGAAACGAGGCCAGGUUGCCAAACUUCGGUUCCCAUGUCUUAACUCCAGCUGAGAUGGAGGCAUUUAAGCAAAGGCAUUCUUACCCUGAGAGAUUAGUUCGCAGCAGGAGCUCUGAUAUAGUGUCUUCUGUCCGGCGACCUAUGAGUGACCCCAGCUGGAACCGACGUCCAGGGAAUGAAGAGCGAGAACUCCCCCAAGCCGCAGCCAUUGGUGCUACUUCUUUGGUGGCUGCACCACAUUCAUCAUCUUCGUCCCCGAGUAAGGACUCCUCAAGAGGAGAGACUGAAGAACGCAAAGAUAGCGAUGAUGAGAAAUCAGACAGGAACAGACCUUGGUGGAGAAAGCGUUUUGUUUCUGCCAUGCCCAAAGCUCCUAUACCAUUUAGAAAGAAAGAAAAACAAGAAAAAGACAAAGAUGAUCUGGGGCCUGACAGAUUCUCAACACUCACAGAUGACCCGAGCCCUAGACUCAGUGCACAAGCUCAGGUUGCUGAGGAUAUUCUGGACAAAUACAGGAAUGCCAUUAAACGAACCAGUCCCAGUGAAGGAGCACUGGCAAACUACGAAAGUGCAGAAGUUAUGGGUGAUGGUGAAAGUGCGCACGAUUCGCCUCGUGACGAAACCCUGCAAAACAUCUCAGCUGACGAUCUCCCAGAUUCCGCAAGCCAAGCCGCCCACCCUCAGGAUUCAGCUUUCUCUUACAGAGAUGCAAAAAAGAAACUGAGGCUUGCUCUUUGUUCUGCGGAUUCUGUUGCUUUCCCAGUGCUAACCCAUUCAACAAGGAAUGGUUUACCAGACCAUACAGACCCAGAAGACAAUGAAAUUGUCUGCUUCCUAAAAGUUCAAAUAGCUGAAGCAAUUAAUUUACAAGAUAAAAACUUAAUGGCUCAACUUCAAGAAACAAUGCGUUGUGUGUGCCGCUUUGAUAACAGGACUUGUAGGAAACUACUGGCUUCUAUCGCUGAGGACUAUAGGAAAAGGGCCCCCUAUAUUGCUUACCUCACUCGUUGUCGACAAGGACUGCAGACCACGCAGGCUCACCUGGAAAGGCUACUGCAAAGGGUUUUGCGGGACAAAGAGGUGGCCAAUCGAUACUUCACCACUGUCUGUGUGAGGUUGCUGCUUGAGAGCAAAGAAAAGAAGAUCAGGGAAUUCAUUCAAGACUUUCAGAAACUCACAGCAGCUGAUGAUAAAACUGCUCAGGUGGAAGAUUUUCUGCAGUUCCUUUAUGGCGCCAUGGCCCAGGAUGUCAUAUGGCAGAACGCGAGUGAAGAGCAGCUUCAGGAUGCUCAGCUCGCCAUCGAGCGAAGUGUGAUGAAUCGGAUCUUCAAACUUGCCUUCUACCCUAAUCAGGAUGGGGACAUACUCCGUGACCAAGUUCUUCAUGAACAUAUUCAGAGAUUGUCUAAAGUAGUGACUGCAAAUCACAGAGCUCUUCAGAUACCAGAGGUUUAUCUUCGGGAGGCACCGUGGCCAUCUGCACAGUCAGAAAUCAGGACGAUAAGCGCUUACAAGACGCCGCGGGACAAAGUGCAGUGCAUCCUGAGAAUGUGCUCCACGAUCAUGAACCUCCUGAGCCUGGCCAAUGAGGACUCCGUCCCAGGAGCAGAUGACUUCGUCCCUGUUUUGGUUUUUGUGUUGAUAAAGGCAAAUCCACCCUGUUUGCUGUCCACUGUUCAGUACAUCAGUAGCUUUUAUGCCAGCUGUCUGUCUGGAGAGGAGUCUUAUUGGUGGAUGCAGUUCACAGCAGCAGUUGAAUUCAUUAAGACUAUCGAUGACCGAAAGUAACCAAGACCAAGGCCCACCAAGGCAGCAGACUGUUAGGGGGGCACACGGAUCUCUUAGAAAAUGUACCAGCUGCUUUGAAGGCUGAAGAUUGUUUUUGUAUAAUAUUGUACAGUGUUGAGACCUUUUAAAACAGAUCUUUACUAAACAGAUUAAUGAGCUAACAAGCAGGUUCUUUUUUCUUUGGGCUCUUUUCCUUUCUGAGUUGCAUAUUUCAUUAAUUUCUUGUCCCCAAGUAGAGACUAGUACUGCAAAAAGGGACCACAUUUUUCAGGUAUUUUGAAAUACUGAAAAACAAAACAGAAUCUCUUAGAAAAUUCCUAGAUUUCUGUUUAUAGAUACCCAUUGUUUCUUUUCAUU
Molecule: messenger RNA, 5242 nt
Organism: Physeter macrocephalus (sperm whale)
Lineage: Eukaryota; Metazoa; Chordata; Mammalia; Artiodactyla; Physeteridae
Gene: GAPVD1
Product: GTPase activating protein and VPS9 domains 1
Exons: 27
Coding region: 503-4885 (1460 amino acids)
Biological process (GO): regulation of GTPase activity; vesicle-mediated transport
Cellular component (GO): endocytic vesicle; cytosol
Molecular function (GO): small GTPase binding; guanyl-nucleotide exchange factor activity
Source: RefSeq, a predicted model, not a curated record